Penicillium olsonii is the source of this 906-nucleotide messenger RNA. The record is from the annotation of a GenBank genome assembly. NCBI's taxonomy places the organism in Eukaryota, Fungi, Ascomycota, Eurotiomycetes, Eurotiales, Aspergillaceae.
AUGCCUGCUCCGAUGAGACUGGCAAACGGGCUUCUGACCCGGGCCAUCCGCACCGCUGCCAUUGAAUCCGCGCCCACACAACGCCUUCUCCGCAACACCUCGCAAUGCCGUGCCUACACCCAAGCACAGCGCCCACGAUGCGAACAAAGCAUGCGCAGCAUGAUCACCUCACAGAACCACUUCUCUACCUCGGCCAUUCGCGAGAAGCAAAAAACAAUGGGUCAGCUGCGCCAGCGUAACACGACCGGUCCGUUCUCAUGGAAGGCUGCGCUGCUGUUCGUGUUGACUGGUGCGGGUAUGAUGCUCUACUUCCGAGUCGAGAAGGCUCGUCUGGAGCGUAAGCGCAUGACGGAAAUGAGCAAGGGUGUUGGAAAGCCCAAGGUCGGUGGUCCGUUCGUGCUGAAGGAUCUCGAGGGGAAGGAGUUCACGGAUGAGCAAUUAAAGGGAAAAUACAGCUUUGUCUACUUCGGUUUCACUCACUGCCCCGAUAUCUGCCCGGAUGAGUUGGACAAGAUGGCCGAGAUCAUCGAGAUGGUCAAAGAUUCUACUAAGGACGAGAAGCUCUUCCAGCCUGUCUUCAUCACUUGCGAUCCUGUCCGCGACACCCCUGAGGUCCUGCGCGACUACCUGGCUGAAUUCCACACCGGCAUUGUUGGCUUGACUGGUACCUACGAGCAGAUCAAGAAUGUCUGCAAGCAAUACCGUGUGUACUUCAGUACUCCCAAGGAUGUGAAGCCCGGCGAGGACUACCUCGUUGACCACAGCAUCUACUUCUACCUCAUGGAUCCCGAUGGUGACUUCGUUGAGUGCAUUGGUCGCCAGGAUACGCCCAAAUCUGCAGCAAGCGUAAUCCUGGAGCAUAUCAAUGACUGGAAGCGCGAAGGCAAGCCAUUGAAGACCGAGUAA